CAGCUAACGCCUUGUCCCUCUUCUCUCUCUUAUUAUUUUCUAUUUAAUAAUACACACUCUUUCUUCUUUCAAAGAGUAGAGACCGUGUGAAAAACUGAUAAAAAUAUAUUUUUUUGGCUAAAUUUUCUUUAGCGCUGUGAAAAAAAUUCCAUAAAUAAACGGAAUCUGGAACAGAAAAUAAAAUCUGAGCAAAGAAAAGGAAAGAAAAAUGUUCAGAUUACAUAAGCAAAAGUCUGAUAAGUCUGGUGAGAGAUUCGAUUUCAAGUUCUCCAGCUUCCAAGCUCUUCAGGUUCCAAAAGGAUGGGACAAGCUUUUUGUGUCAAUUAUUUCUGUGGAUACUGGCAAAACCAUAACCAAGUCAAGCAAAGCAUCAGUUCGAAAUGGAAAUUGUCGAUGGACAGAGACAUUUUCAGAGUCUAUUUGGAUUGCCCAAGGUGAUACUUCAAAAGUGGUUGAUGAAUGCUUAUUUAAGCUUGUUGUUGCCAUGGGAUCGUCUAGAUCUGGCUUCCUUGGAGAGACAACAAUUAACCUUGCAAGCUACAUAAGUUCAAAAAGUUCUAUUCCUCUUACAUUACCAUUAAAGAAAUGUAACCACGGGACAGUGUUACAGGUUAAAAUUCAGUGCUUGACACCGAGAGAAAAACUCAGGGAUGAGCAGUGGAAAGAUACAGAUUCGUAUUUGGAGGAUGGGUCUCUGGAAUAUGAUGACUUGGAAAACAAAUCAGAUGUUUCUGAUGGUACCUUUACCAGGAGUGUUGGAUCUUCAUCUAGUAAUCAUUUAGAGAGUACCCUUCAUCCAGGAGAAUUGUCUAGUAGGGAAGCAAGUUUCUCAGCAUCAGACUCACGUAAUAGCUUUGACUCCUUGGAUGGUUCCUUUAACAGGGAAAAUUACUCCCCUUAUAAUGGGGUUAUGAGCAAUCAAAUUGGAAGACAAGAUUCAACUGGUUCUCAAACUAGUUCUCCUCACGGAUCUUAUUCUUUUAAUGAUUCUUCCAGGUCAAACUACUCCUUUGCUCCAAAGGUCUCCACUUUCGGAAGCCAUCCUCAAAACCAUAGAGAAGACUUGAAUCGGGUUUCACGUCUUGUUCCCUCUUCUCCACUACGUAAUGCUGGUUCAUCCAAAGAUCCCUUGGAAGCUGCAGAAAUUACAAUUGGGGAGCUGCGGGCAGAAGCUAGGAUGUGGGAGCAAAAUGCUCGAAAGUUGAUGAUUGAUCUGGAAAAUUUGCAGAAGGAAUCUUUUGACCAGUCAAAACAUCAAAAAAGUCUUGAGGUGGCACUUUCAACAGCACAGGCAGAAUGUGAUUGCUUGAAAGAGGAGGUCAAACAAGUAAAGAUCUUGUUGGAGGAGUCACAGAUGAAACAGGCUGCUGCCAAGAAUUUGAAGUUUCAGACUAAAAACACAGACAAUGUUCAAAAGGAGUUGGAAGAUGAGAUUAAGUUUCAGAGAGAGGAGAAUGCUAAUUUAGCCUUACAGUUGAAAAAAACCCAAGAAUCAAAUAUUGAGCUUGUUUCCAUUCUUCAGGAGCUGGAAGAAACCAUAGAAAAACAGAAAGUAGAAAUUGAUAACCUUUCCAGUAUGAAAUCUGAAUUUGAAGAAUUAGGAAAGGCUGAUGUCAGAUUUGAAGGCAGUCAGCAAAUUGAUGCUGACAAGCAAGUUUCAGAAAUGCAGAUGAUAAAAUCUUCUGAUUCUGAUGGGGAAAUUGGUAUUGUUGAACACCAAAGACGAAGGUUACACGCAGAGAACGGAAAUCUUGAGCUCCAGUUUCAGCUGCUGCAUGAAUCACAUAGGAACUUGGAAAGCACUAUUCAGUUUCUGGAGAAAACUCUGGAAGAAAAGAACCAUGAAAUGGAGAUUGAACAAGGUCUAAUGAGUAAAUCUCUUAUGGAUUGUGAGGCUGAAUGGAGAGGCAAAUUAGCUGAAAAAGAUGAAAAAAUCAUUAAUUUGGAAAUGAAAUUGUCUGAAGCUCUUGAUGGUCAAGGUUUAAAGGAUAUGGGUUCUGAAAAAGAAGGUAAUGUUAAUCUAAUCAAAGAAAUUGAAGCUCUGAAACUGAAGGUGCAGGAACUUGAGAGAGAUUGCAAUGAGCUUACUGAUGAAAAUCUGGAACUUCUUUUCAAGCUCAAAGAAUCAAGAAAGGAUCAUAGUGCCACCUCUAAUUCUCUUUUACCUGAUCAUCCAGGAAAGAACUCUCUUUCAAGACAUGAGCCAGAAGUAACCUCUCGUGACUAUGAAGAUGAGCUGAACAAAAAACAUCUUAUUGAAGUACCUUCGGCUGAUCACUUACAGAUUCAACCUGUAAUUCUUGGAAAUAAAUGUGCUGACCUUGAGCUACAGUUGGAAGCUUUCAAGGACAAAACUUCUUAUCUUGAUGGUGAACUCUCCAAAUGUCGUGCCAGAGCAGAAGAAAAGGAGGUUGAAUAUGUGGCACUGCAACGACAAUUUGAGCAUUACCAACAGACAGAAAUUGAGAGUCAGGACCAACCUGGUCUUGCCGUUACAGAAUCCAGGAUUUCUGAAUCACCUGCUGCUAUUGAAAUUUCUAAAUUGCUUGCUGAGUUAGAUGAACAGAUUCGACUUUCUUUAGCUGACUUGAAGCUACAAUAUGCUCUUAAUUCACUUGCAAAGCCUGAGGGAACUUGUGGUUCCAAUGACUCAGAGAUUUUGAAACGUACAGAUUUUAUAAGUCAAAAACAGCAAGUUGAGAUUAUCUUGAACAAUUUUGUCCAGCUAAAACAAUUCUUCGGAGAAAAUAGUGCUCUCGGUGAUGAAGAAUAUAGUAAAGAGGCCAAAGGCUCAGCAGUGAGUGCUGAUGACAUCCUGGAUAAAUUGGAGGAUUAUAAAUUAAAAGAGUUACGAUCUCCUUGUGAAGAAGACAGUGAUCUUGGACAGGAAUUGUCAGAAAAGAUCUCUGAGAUAGAGAAGCUUAAAUCCGACAAUUUGCUAAAGGAAGAUGAGCUUGAGGCUUUAAGGCAUCAGCAAAAAGAGUUAGAAGCUCUGGUUUCUUCUGUUCAGAAGGAUAAAAGACAGUUGGAGGAAAAUAUAGAAAUCAUGCUCAGAGAAGGUGCUGUUGCUGCAAAAUGCUUGGAUGAUUUACGCAGUGAAAUGAUGGUACUUAACAGCAAUAUGGAUUCCCAGAUCUCAGCCAACAAGAUUCUAGUAAAGAAAUCUUCAGAGCUUGAAAGUGGUAAGCAGGAACUGGAAGUUCAUUUGUCUGAACUAGAGGAAGAAAAUGUUCAGUUAUCGGAACGGAUAUGUGGUCUAGAAGCACAAUUAAGGUAUCUGACAGAUGAGAGAGAGUCUCGUCGUCUGGAACUACAAGAUUCAGAAUCUCAAGCAAUGAAUUUCAAGGAAGAGAUAAUAAGAUUGGAAAAUGUAAUGGAGGCACAGAAGGUUGAUAUGAGACAGAAGAUGGAAGAGAUGCAAAAGCGGUGGUUAGAAGUUAAAGAAGAGUGUGAGCAUCUGAAAAUUGCUAAUCCCAAACUGCAAGCUACUUCUGAAAGUCUCAUUGAAGAAUGUAGUUUGCUUCAGAAAGCAAAUGGAGAAUUACGAAAGCAAAAGAUGGAGUUACAUGAGCAUUGCACAGUCUUGGAGGCAGAACUGAAGGAAUCUGAAAAAGCUUUUUCUAAUAUGGUUAAUGAAGUUGAAGCUCUUGAAGAAAAGUAUUCCACAAUGCUUGAAGAAAUAGCCUCGAAAGAGAAAGCCCUUAAUUUGGAGCUAGAAGUGCUUAUUCAGGAGAACAAGAAACAGAAAGAAAAACUUGUUCUUGAGGAGAGCCUGUUAAAUCAGAAGUACUUGGAGAAGACAGCUGAAGUUGAAAACCUCCAAAAGGAUGUUGCUCACCUCACUGAACAGAUAUCUGCAACCCAGGAUCAGAAGGAGAAAACUGCAUCAGAAGCUGUGCUUGAAGUUUCUCAUUUACGUGCAGAUAAAAGGAUGCUUGAAGCUGCUCUACAAGAUGUUCAAGGAAAACUUAAAUUAUCUGUGAACAAGCUUAAUGCCCUGCAGGUGGAAUCUGAAACUGAGAUACAAGGGCUAAAGGAAGAGCUAGCUGUUGCAAAGCAAAAGCAGGAAAUAUUGAUGGCUGACCAUGAAAAACUAUUAGAUUUAUUGGAAGAUGUCAAAUCCAAUGAAGACAAAUUGAAAGGCACUGUUAGAGGGCUUGAACUGAAACUGAAAGCUUCUGAAUACGAGAAUCAACAGUUAGAAGAAGAAAUUUCCAGCCUUAAGGUCCAAUUGCAGAAAACAGCACUCCUACAGGAUGAAAUUUUAACUCUUAAAAAAACAAUCAGUGAAACCAAGUUUGAAAAUGAAAAGCUGGAAGCUUCUUUCCAAAUGCUAUCCAGAGAUCAUGAAGAACUCAAGGUUGAAAGAACCCUACUUGUCCAGAAAAUCUCUAAUAGUCAGCAAGCUGUUUCUGAACUAGAUGAUUGCAGACGUAGGAAAGUUGCCCUUGAAGAAAAGGUCCUUAGGCUGCAGGGUGAUUUAACUGCAAGAGAAGCCUUGGGAACUCAUGAAGCUGCACUGAAAAAUGAGCUAGCCCAAAUUAGAAGAGAAAAUAGCCAAUUUCAGAGGAAGAUAAAGUACCUUGAGGAGGAGAAAGAAGAGUGCCUGAAGAAAGCCCAAGGUCUUGAAGAGGAACUGAUGCAAAUUAAACAGGACCAGUGCGAGUGCAAGAAUCAGAGCAUAGGGGAGAACAAUAACCUGCUAUCAAGUGGGAAGCUGUUCACCGAAAUGGACCAAGGACAACAUCAUUUAGAUGAAAAUCACACACAGGUUGAUAACAAUCAAAACUGCAAUAAUGAGACUUCCCAAGUUACAGGAGUUGAUCUUUUGUCAAAGAUUCAAAAUCUUGAAAAUGAACUCGCAGAAGCUUUAGAGGCAAAUGACAUGUAUAAGUCCCAGCUUCAGAGUUUGUUGUCGAAAGAAGUAAGCUUCCAUUCAGAUGUUCCUGAGAAGUCAACAGGUGAAGAUAGAUGUGAGUGCAAGGCAUCAUCGCUGGAGACAGAAUUGAAAGAAUUACGUGAACGGUAUUUCCACAUGAGCCUCAAAUAUGCCGAGGUAGAAGAUCAGCGAGAGCAACUAGUAAUGCAGCUUAAAGCUGCUAGUGGCCGAAGGAGCUGGUUUUCAUGAAUCUAAGGUAACUUUUUGUCAUAUUCUUUCUCCAGCUCUGCCCUGAACUAUGUCAACUUCUUUUCCACAAUUUUUUUACUCUAUGGUGUUAUAGAUUUUCUACGAAGCAAAAUUGUAGUAACAAAUUUAUUUUUACUAAAUUGGGCGUCUUCCCGGAGAAUAGGGAUUGUUGAGGUUUAGUAAAGGGUAAUUGUAAUAUAAUACUAGAAUGUGUCCGCUCUUCGAUGAUAAAGUUAUUUUUUCUUUAUUUAUGAAUGCAGUGAUUAAAAAAAAAAACAUAUUUAUUAAUAAAUACAUAUUUGUAAAAACCUUAGUUCAUAUCAAUCCAAUAAAAAUUUUAUUCUUUUAAAGGUUAAAUCUGAGUACUUCAUAAUUG
Messenger RNA from Durio zibethinus, 5504 nucleotides. RefSeq lists its product as uncharacterized. NCBI's taxonomy places the organism in Eukaryota, Viridiplantae, Streptophyta, Magnoliopsida, Malvales, Malvaceae. The record is from RefSeq and is a predicted model, not a curated record.